AUUGCAACUUCGGACAUGCUGACAAGGACAUGCAGGUUUUACAAACAUCACCAAUUCUUAUUAUAUUUUUUUUUAGAAUCCUGCACUGAAAAAAGUGGAGCAGACUGCUUUUUAGAAAGUUUAAGGAAAGAUCAAAUACUCUGUAACCAAAUGCCCAUGAUGAGUAACCAGCCAUUCAACAUCCCCAGCAUAGCUGAGGAUCUUCGCCGGGAUGAGACUAUUCACCAGAUUGUAGAUUCCCUUGAAUACCUUGACAAGAUUGCCGAUGAAAUCUUCACUCGUAUUCACACCAGAGUCGCAAAUAACCAAGCUAACUUACAAAAAUUAAAUGACAGAGUGAGUCUCGCUGAAGCAAAAAUAAGUAAGAUUAGCGGAAGUAAAAAAGCAACAAAUGUCUUCGCUUCUGCUAAAUAUCCUGCACCUGACACAACAGAAUUUUAUGAAACCGUAUUUAAACCAGAAAAUAAAUUGAAAAGUCCAAAGAGACAGAGUUAUCAUGUACAGGAUAAACAUAAGACUGUAGACGAGAGUGUGUUGAAGGAGAAGCUACAGUAUUAUCAUGUUAAAGGAGGUAGAAAGAAAAAGAACGACCAAAAUCGUGGAGAGGGUCUCGGUGGACUGCCCAGAGAAAUACCAUCUGUCAGUGCCUUACUUCUAUUUAAUACUUCUGAAAAUCCGUAUAAGAAAUAUGUAAUCAAGGAUCCUCUAGGUGUGGUCACUAAGACUAGAACAGCGUUAGAAGAGGAGGAUUCUGGGAUGGCAGAUGCACCAAACACAAUCAAAACAAAUGAAGAGCUGCAGCAUUUACAAGCAGAUAAUUAUUUCUAUGUUCCAGGAAUCGGAGAUGUUCCAGAGCUUGAUUUGCCUAUAGCACUGCCAAAUCUAUUAGGAGUUGCUGAUGAUGUAACAUUCAGUGCUGACCAAGAUAGCUCUAUUGCACCAACUGUGAUGGGUGGUAACAUUCCAGACUUGCCUUCAGUUGUACCAACAACUGAACCUCUACCAGCAGGUCCAGCAUCAGAGGGUGGACCACCGCCCCCACCGUCUGGACCUCCCCCGCCGGAACCACCACCACCUCCACCCCCUUCUGGGGCUCCACCCCCACCACCACCGCCACCACCACCAGGUCCUCCUCCACCUGGUGCCCCGCCUCCACCCCCACCCAGUGGGGCUGGAGCUCCGCCUCCUCCUCCACCUACUGAUGUUCCACCUACAGUAAGCAGUGGAGAUGGAGGGCGCACAAGUUUAAUGGAUGCUAUAAGAAAAGCUGGAGGAACAAAAGGGGCAGGGCUUAAGAAUGCAAAGGACAAACACGAUGAAAAGAAAAAGAAGAAAAAGGAGGAGAAACAGAGUUCAGGCGGUGCUAGUAAAGGAGGCGGAGAUUUAAUGGGUGAUCUAUUUGCUAAGUUGACUAUGAGAAGAAAAGGUAUAUCUGGAUCAGGCAAAACUGGGGACGGGGGAGGUGGAAAGAGCGAGGGUGCAGGAGUCGGUGAUGCGAUGGACAAAAUAUCAUCAAUGAUUCCCGCACCACCAAAACCUGCGGAGAGUAGCAGUCCAACAGGUGGUGAUGAAGAAGAGGACUGGGAAUGAUAAGUUAGAAUAGAUAGUGAUAAUUUGUGCAAUAUGUGAUAUUGAAUUGUGCUAAAUUUUGAUUAAUGUAUGAAAGUUUGUUUUGUUUGUUUAUUAAGGUAAACCAAAUAAUUAAUGAUUCUUUUUU
Messenger RNA from Ruditapes philippinarum (Manila clam), 1717 nucleotides. RefSeq names its product WASH complex subunit 1-like. Gene Ontology annotation, molecular function: alpha-tubulin binding; gamma-tubulin binding. The transcript has 5 exons. Gene Ontology annotation, cellular component: early endosome; recycling endosome; WASH complex. NCBI's taxonomy places the organism in Eukaryota, Metazoa, Mollusca, Bivalvia, Venerida, Veneridae. Gene Ontology annotation, biological process: retrograde transport, endosome to Golgi; Arp2/3 complex-mediated actin nucleation; endocytic recycling. The record is from RefSeq and is a predicted model, not a curated record. The coding region runs from base 16 to 1590 and encodes 524 amino acids.